AUGCCAACAUGGAUAAAAACAAAACAAGAGGAAUUGAUUAUUGACAAUCAGUAUGAAGACGUUGACAUCACCAGUUUUAGUGACAUGCAAAAUUUAGCUUACCGUAUCGUUCAGUCUCAUUUUGAUGACAAAUCUUUGGGCAAAGAGCCAUUUUGCCUAAUCAUUAAUGGAGUUGCCGGCACUGGUAAAAGUUAUCUUAUUAAUGCAAUACGAAACCUAUUGCAAACCAAAUGUGCUGUAACCGCUACAACAGGUAAAGCCGCUUAUAAUAUUAAAGGUGUGACAAUACAUUCUUUAUUAAAACUACCUGUUGGUUCAAGAGGUGCGAAAGAUCUCACUGGCCACAACUUGUGUAGAUUACAGCAAAACCUUAAAGACAUUGAUUACAUCAUUAUUGAUGAAUAUUCAAUGCUUGGUCAAGUCACUUUUGGCUGGAUAGACAAACGAUGCAAACAAGCCACUGGCUGUUACAAUAAGGUAUUUGGUGAAAAAUCGUUGAUUUUGACUGGAGAUCCUGGUCAAUUACCACCUGUUGCUGAUAAACCUUUGUAUCAUGCUAAACCGUCCAAUGCUGUCGGUGACCAAGGACAUCAAGCUUAUAGAAUGUUUAAUAAAGUCAUUAAACUCACUGUGAAUCAAAGAGUGCAAGGUAUGACAUCUGAUCAAGUAUUGUUCAGGGAUUUAUUAUUGCGCCUUCGAAAAGGUGAAUCAACAUUAGAUGAUUGGAAAUUACUUCUUACACGUCAACCAUCAAGUGUCAGUGAUUUAUCAGCAUUUGAUGAUGCAACUAGACUUUUCUAUAGUAAUGAGCAAGUUGCCAAUUACAAUUAUGAACAACUAAUAAAAUUGCAAGCUCCAAUUGCUCAUAUAAAUGCACGUCAUUCUUCUGCUGUGGCAAAGAAAAUGCCAGCUGAUGAAAUGUCUGGAUUAGAGCCAGUUGUGUUGCUGGCUAAAGAAGCAAGAGUUAUGUUGACAAUGAACCUAUGGUCAAGUGUUGGCCUGUGUAAUGGUGCAACUGGAACAGUUGGUUGA
Molecule: messenger RNA, 1032 nt
Organism: Dendronephthya gigantea
Lineage: Eukaryota; Metazoa; Cnidaria; Anthozoa; Malacalcyonacea; Nephtheidae
Product: ATP-dependent DNA helicase PIF1-like
Exons: 1
Coding region: 1-1032 (343 amino acids)
Biological process (GO): telomere maintenance; DNA repair
Molecular function (GO): DNA helicase activity
Source: RefSeq, a predicted model, not a curated record